CACUACUAAUGCAAAUCCUCUCUCUCUCAUAUCCUUUUGGCUUCUUUUCUGAGAUAGCUGUCGAUAACUCAAUAUUGCUCCACCCAUUUUUUCCUCCAAAAUAGAAACAAAUCAGUACAUAAUCUUACUAAUGUGCAUGUGACUCAACACUUACUCUAAUACCAAACACUUUCCUCUCGCCGGGAAAUGCAUUGAUUACAAAUACUUUCUUUCUAAAAUGCGCCAACCACUUCUCUCUAACCACCAAACAGACCUUAACAACAACAUUAGUAACUCACACAACCCGCCUACGCUCAUUUCUACCGCCCGUAGCCGCUCACAAUUCACCUGCCGAAGAGUUUCACCAUUCGAAACUCAAACAGCUUCUGAAACGCGCUUCCCCAACGGAGAUUUUUAUAUGGGAAGUUACUCCGGAAACGCACCAAACGGAUCCGGAAAAUACUCAUGGAAUGACGGUUGUAUCUACGAAGGAGAAUGGAAAAGAGGAAAAGCAUCUGGUAAAGGAAAAUUCUCGUGGCCUUCAGGUGCUACCUACGAAGGUGAAUUCAAAUCGGGUCGAAUGGAAGGGUUCGGAAAAUUCACCGGAUCCGACGGAGAUACUUACGCUGGUUCAUGGAGCUCCGAUAGAAAACACGGGUACGGAAAGAAACGUUACGUUAACGGCGAUUAUUACGAAGGUUGGUGGAAAAAGAAUUUCCAAGAAGGAAACGGAAGGUACGUUUGGAAAAACGGGAACGAAUAUAUAGGUGAGUGGGAAAACGGCGUUAUUAAUGGAAGAGGUACACUUAUUUGGUCGAACGGGAACCGUUACGAAGCUGAAUGGGAGAACGGUGUUCCAAAAGGACAAGGUGUUUUCACUUGGCCUGAUGGAAGUUGUUACGUUGGUUGUUGGAAUAAAGAUAUGAAGAUGAAGUUAUUGAAUGGGAAUUUUUACCCUGGUAACAAUGGAGAGUUUUUGGGUGAUGAUUUUGGUUUAACAACGAGGAAAAGGUCUUCUUCUGUUGAAGGUGAAAAGUGUUUGAGUAAGAUUUGUAUAUGGGAAUCGGAUGGUGAAGCUGGUGAUAUAACUUGUGAUAUAAUUGAUAAUGUAUCGGUUUUGAAUAAUAGGAUUGGAACUGAGAAUGUUUCAGAUCCAAAAGAGAUUAAGAUAUUUCAACGUAAUUCUUGUUGUUUUGCAUCUGAGGUUAAGAGACCUGGGAUAACUAUCUCUAAAGGGCAUAAGAAUUAUGAUCUUAUGCUUAAUUUGCAAUUGGGUAUAAGGUACUCUGUUGGAAAGGAAGCUUCCAUAAUCCGAGGGCUUAAACAAAGUGAUUUUGAUCCGAUGGAGAAGUUUUGGACAAAGUUUCCUCCUGAAGGAUCCAAGAUUACCCCACCGCAUCAAUCAAUGGAGUUUCGCUGGAAGGAUUACUGCCCUAUGGUUUUUAGACAAUUGAGGAAGCUUUUUCAGGUGGAUUCUGCUGAUUACAUGUUAGCUGUAUGCGGGAAUGAGGCCCUCAGGGAGCUUUCAUCUCCUGGGAAAAGUGGAAGCUUCUUCUAUUUGACACAAGAUGAUAGAUUUAUGAUAAAGACAGUGAAAAAAUCCGAAGUCAAGGUACUGCUUCGGAUGCUUCGAAGUUAUUACCAACAUGUUUCUCAGUACGAGAAUUCACUUGUGACAAAAUUCUACGGAGUGCAUUGUGUCAAACCAAUUGGAGGCCCGAAGACUCGGUUCAUUGUAAUGGGCAAUCUUUUCUGCUCUGAAUAUCCAAUCCAUAGACGGUUUGAUUUGAAAGGAUCGUCACAUGGGCGUACAACAGAUAAAACUGAAGAGGAGAUUGAUGAAACUACCACCCUCAAGGACCUGGAUCUCAAUUUCGUGUUUCGCCUACAAAGAAAUUGGUUCAAGGAUCUCAUCAAACAAAUUGAGCGGGAUUGCGAGUUUUUGGAAGCUGCGGGAAUUAUGGAUUACAGUCUUUUGGUUGGCAUUCAUUUUCGUGAUGAUAAUACAUAUGACAAAAUGGGAUUGUCACCAUUUCUUUUGCGCACUGGCAGGCAGGACUCUUAUCAGAGUGAAAAGUUCAUGCGUGGUUAUCGCUUCCUUGAAGCAGAGCUACAGGACAGGGACCGAGUCAAGUCUGGCCGGAAAUCAUUGAUUAGAUUAGGAGCUAAUAUGCCCGCAAGAGCAGAGCGUAUGGCCCGGAGGAGUGAUUUCGACCAAUACACAAGUGUUGGAAUCAGCCAUUCGACUCCAUAUCGCAUUGGGGAGACCUACGAUGUUGUUCUAUAUUUUGGGAUUAUAGACAUUUUGCAAGAUUAUGACAUCAGCAAGAAGUUGGAACACGCAUACAAGUCCUUGCAGGUUGAUCCUUCCUCAAUUUCAGCCGUUGAUCCAAAGCUCUACUCGAAGAGGUUUCGUGAUUUUGUUGGGAGAAUAUUCAGUGAAGACCGGUAGGACAAGUAAUAUAGUUGUCAUGAUGGUUGAAAGUGCUUUGAUUGACCUGAAUAAUAACCAGUGUACAAAAAAGAUCUGGAAAUUGAUUCAGUUGUUUGAAUUGGUGGGCAUGCAAUUCAAUGUUUGAUUUAAAGGCUAAGCAAGUGUUUGGUUUUGGUUUCACGACAGGAACCGUAAUCUUGCGUGCCGAGGUCCAUUCUACGGUGGUAUCCAGAAGCUGGAAAUUAGAGUUUGAAAAAACUUGCGUCCUAAAUGUGACUUUGUUUUUUCCAAACAUGCACCAAGACACUGAGAAUAACCCUCUUGAGGGUUUUUCAUGUGGCCAAAUAUUGAAGGUUUUGCCAUAAUGAUGGUUCAUUGAAGGCAAGGGUGAUCUUUGUAUAUGGAAGACGGAGGAAAUGAUCUCCUGCCUUUUUUUUCUCCUUAGGUUGGAUGUGCAGAUUCAUGUGGCCACACCCAAUGUAGGAAAUUAUAUUGUGAAUGUAAAAAAAAAUGAUAGGUAAGGGGGAGAAAUGAAAAUGCUUUCAGUAACCGGAAUCCAAAUGCGUGGAUAGUUGGUACUAAUAAACAAAGUGUACAGUUAUUAAUUAUGGUGGUAGUCUCAUUUGUUGCUUAAAUGCAUAAUUAAUUAAGGGAUGAUAGCUCUUUGGGAUCUUGAUGUGUCCAAAUUCCGAAGCAAGAUGGUCUUCUUCUUUUCAAUAUCUAUAAUAAUAUAAUGGUUGAAUAUUACCAUUAAAAAAGUAAUAGGAGUGAAGGGGGUCGUUGGCUUGGUUUAGCUUUUGCAGUGAAAGCGACUGCAAGGGCAUUGGCCUGUGAUGUGUUAUGAAAAGCAGAGAAAGCACGAGAAAGAUUCGCUGCUUGUGUCUAGAUUUUCCUCUUAUUUUGUUUACUUUCUCAUGCUUUUCACUGUUUAUGUAGUUGUACCUGUAGGACUCUUCAAUUCAAUUUUUAAAUGUUUUGAUCCUCUCUUCUCUUUUGUCCUCCAAAAAUCAGUUUCGGGUAAUCUUCCACAUGGUAAGAUCUAUUUUAAAUUUUAACAGCAGCAUCACACCGUUUAUCCUGCUAUUGAGUUUAAGGGGAUUAGAGAAACAGACAUACCUGUCCCUUUUCUGUCAUGUCAUAAAACUUUGGUAGUUGGGCAAGACUCGAUGUAUGUUUGUGGUCAAAGUCAGUGGAAGAAGCAAAAAAGAUUAUACUA
Cicer arietinum (chickpea) is the source of this 3629-nucleotide messenger RNA. RefSeq names its product phosphatidylinositol 4-phosphate 5-kinase 2. NCBI's taxonomy places the organism in Eukaryota, Viridiplantae, Streptophyta, Magnoliopsida, Fabales, Fabaceae. Gene Ontology annotation, biological process: phosphatidylinositol phosphate biosynthetic process. Gene Ontology annotation, molecular function: ATP binding; 1-phosphatidylinositol-4-phosphate 5-kinase activity. The record is from RefSeq and is a predicted model, not a curated record. Gene Ontology annotation, cellular component: plasma membrane.